UAGUUCGUUUUCUCCCAUUGAAUUCCACUAUAAUGGAAAAGCCUUAUUAAAAAAAUUAAGAAAAUUUCCAGUGUUAAGCAUGCAAGUUGAUAAGUUCUGACAAAUGUGUAAUCAUAUAAUUACCACCGAAAGUGAGAGACAAAAGAUUGUCAGCAAUGCCUCCUGCACCACCAACUGCUUGGCCCCCCUGGCCAAGGUCAUCCACGACAACUUGGGCAUCUUGGAAGGACUUAUGACCACAGUCCACGCCAUUACUGCCACCCACAAGACUGUGGACGGCCCCUCGGGGAAGCUGUGGCGUGGUGGCUGUGGGGCUGCCCAGAACAUCAUCCCAGCAUUGACCGGGACUGCCAAGGCUGUGGGCAAGGUCAUCCCGGAGCUGAACGGGAAGCUCACCGGCAUGGCCUUCCGUGUCCCCACCCACCUGACCUGCUGCCCGGAGAAAGCUACCAAAUACGAUGACAUCAAGAAGGUGGUGAAGCAGGCGUCACAGGGCCCCCUGAAGGGCAUCCUGGGCUACACUGAGGACCAGGUCGUCUCCUGCGACUUCAACAGCGACACCCACUCCAUCUUUGAUGCUGGGGCUGGCAUUGCCCUCAAUGACAUCUUCGUAAAUCUCAUUUCAUGGUACGACAAUAUCUCUGGUUCCAGAAACAGGGUGGUGGGCCUCAUGGUCCACAUGGCCUCCAAGGAGUAGAGCUCCCGACCACCAGCCCCA
Molecule: messenger RNA, 718 nt
Organism: Tupaia belangeri chinensis (Chinese tree shrew)
Lineage: Eukaryota; Metazoa; Chordata; Mammalia; Scandentia; Tupaiidae
Product: glyceraldehyde-3-phosphate dehydrogenase-like
Biological process (GO): glycolytic process
Cellular component (GO): cytosol
Molecular function (GO): glyceraldehyde-3-phosphate dehydrogenase (NAD+) (phosphorylating) activity
Source: RefSeq, a predicted model, not a curated record